Messenger RNA from Protopolystoma xenopodis, 423 nucleotides. Lineage: Eukaryota; Metazoa; Platyhelminthes; Monogenea; Polystomatidea; Polystomatidae. The record is from the annotation of a GenBank genome assembly.
AUGAAUAUACUUUCUUAUGAUUUACUCAGUUCCUCUGGCAGUCUCUCGGCUUCGUCUGAUCGAUGUUUAACUUCCGCUCAUUCUGGGGUACCUCUGACUUAUUGCUACGAGGGUUUUGUCGGUCGUCAUUUUCGACCUAGCUCGACAACCGGGCUCGUCACAGGCUUACUUCCAACAAAUCUUAUGGCUUCGGGCAUUAAAUCAGGUUCUGUUUCUCCUUUCUCCUGGCCCGUCCCAGGAAGCGAGCUUGGCCAACGAUGGCUGUCAGAACUGCCUGUAGGGGCUGGUAAUCAGGUAUGUGCCGACUGUAACAGACCAGAAGCCAGCUGGGCCAGUUGUAAUCUUGGCAUAACUCUCUGUGUUGAUUGCGCUGGCGCGCAUCGCAGCCUUGGGAUUGAAUUUUCACAGAAUUAUUCUGGAUGA